Molecule: messenger RNA, 1328 nt
Organism: Alternaria alternata
Lineage: Eukaryota; Fungi; Ascomycota; Dothideomycetes; Pleosporales; Pleosporaceae
Product: taurine catabolism dioxygenase
Exons: 2
Coding region: 303-1271 (322 amino acids)
Molecular function (GO): oxidoreductase activity
Source: RefSeq, a predicted model, not a curated record
CCAUUCGUCCCAUCAUAGAUAGCCUUCGGCUUUGGGGAUCGACGGAGGUUUCAUGGACAAAUUCACGGCACUUCGCCUGCAUAUGAGAGCUGUGUGCAUGAGCGAACACCAGCACAUGUUGUGCAUAUCUAUAGUCGGUUAUGGAUCAAACAUGUGGUGGAUACAGUUGAUCGGCAAUGGCAGGCGUCAAUCAACCAUUGCUAAAGAGACUGAAGCCUCACAAAUAUAAGAUCUAACACCUGUAAAACGAAACAAAGUAUCAUUCAAGACUAGACAACACAUCAAGUUCAUCAGCUUUCAACAUGUCAGCCACGAUUACCGAAAAGACUAUCUCUGUUCCGACCCUUCAAAUUAGAGAGCUUAAGAACGGCUUCGGUGUUGAGGUUCGAGGGCUUGACCUUAAAGAUGGUGCCUCUGAUGAGACUUACCGCCUUCUUCAAGACCUCUUGACGAAGUAUGGUGUGGUCGUCUUACGCCAGACAAACUUGACCGACUCGGCCCACAUCGCCUUGGGCCGUAAAUUCGGCGAACUAGACGAUGUGAGGCCCUACAAUAAGGCCGGCCGUAGGAAUCGUCUUGAUUAUGACGAACUCUUCGAUGUCGGCAACAUCGAAGCGGACAACACCCUUGUCUCUCCGACUAGCCCACGCGCGCAGGCAAACAAAGGCAACAGCUACUUCCACGUUGACAGUAGCUUCAACCCACGCCGAGCAGGCUACUCCUUGCUACUGGCUCACGAGUUACCUCCCACUGGCACAGGCGGUGCGACAGAAUUCUGCGAUACGAGGGCGGCUUGGGAUGACCUUCCUCGUAAUGUGCAGAGUGAGCUGUUGGCUAAAGACCUAGUCGCUUGCCACUCGAUUCUGCAUUCAAAGAAGUUAGCUGCCCCUGAGCACUUUGCGGGUAUAGAACCUGCUGAUCAUCCUAUGGGUCGUCAUAAGCUUGUGCAGCGUCAUGAAGCAUCCGGACGUACGAAUUUGUAUCUGGCGAUGCACAUCCACCACAUUGAGGGUUUGAAGCCAGAGGAGAGCCAGGAACUAUUCAAUAUGCUAUUCGAGCAUGCUACCCAGGAGAAGUAUAGAGUGGCUGUGGAAUGGCAUGAUGUCGGCGAUCUGGUCAUCUGGGAUAACACUUGUACCAUGCACCGUGCGAUGGGAGGACCUUUUGCAUACAAGUAUCGUAGGGAUAUGAGAAGAGUCACAGUACACGAUAAUAGUAGCCAAGCAUGGGGUCUGAAUGACAAAUCAGGCGUAAGACAAGGUCUUCCCUAGCUACUCACUGUUAUAGUAGGAGAACUAUGGGUCGAUCAGUCCGGUUCAAUGUUCAUG